UUAUCACUUUUCAAAGUGAGUUGAUGGAUGACCUAGAGCGAUGUGGCCUACAUGUUCAGGACUCCAGCUUAUCAUCUGAGACAGACUCUGAACCGAGGCAGCGUGAACCAUCCCAGCAUGACAGGACUAAGCUGGUGGAGCAGCGAAAUGAAGUCUUUGCUCGCUAUGAAGUCCUGGAGGAACAUAACAAGAGGUUGGAAGAACAGCUAAGAAACUUCAGAGCCAUGAUUAGGAAGGAGACGAGCCAAGGAAGGACUGAUCCCUCAUUUGGAUCUGCUAAUCCAUCUCUCAAGCACAGCCCUUCAUUCCCACCAGGCAACACAACAUUCCACCAAGGAGGGUCUAUGAACCAGGUGUCUAACCGUAGUUCAGGAUACCAGGCCAGUAGUGGCUACGACAGGACAGGUGAACGACUGCCCCCCUACGGACAAUCACACCCUGCCCUGGACACCAUAGCUGACCACUCCUCUGGGUCGUCCGGUGCCUCGGCUGCGAGACCACGUUUUAUCAUGAUGGGGAAGGACUACCCGGAUGGGCGUGGUGACCCAGGGCGUGGUCAUCCACCCCUCUAUACCAAUCCGGUGUCUUCAUUGGGGAUAGGCGGUAUGGGUCAACCGGUGCAUGUAAAUGAUUUCGGUCAGGGCAAUCGGAGUGGAGGACUCGGUCAGCAUCGAUCAAUGGCUGGUCCUUUAUCGAACGUUCAGACUGGUAGCAUUCAAAAUCUGCCACCGGCUCCAUCUUACCACCACAAUAUGGAUCCUUCUGUCUUAGCUUCACCAGUGUAUGCUCAUGGUCCACAAACUUCUGCAUCAACUGCGUAUCAGGAUAUUGGAGAUGGCGCACAAAAUUAUUAUGGUCCCCAGACUAACGCAUUACCUGUGCAUCACGUUAGUGUAGUUGGUGCGCAUCGUUUGUUACAUCCAUCUAUGAGUACUAUCAACCAGCACAAUGAGAGUAGCCAGUCACUCCUGCUAGGAAAUCAGACCGGUCAGUUGCAUUCUGCGGACAUUCCAUUCAACAGCCAACCUCCCUCUCACCUUGACCAGUCCCAUCAUGUAGGGUUCCAAAUUGACCAAUCACAUCCAUCUGGGCUUCAAACAGACCAAUCACAUGCAUCUAGAUUUCAAACUGACCAAUCUCAUGCAUCUGGGCUUCAAACAGACCAAUCACAUGCAUCUAGAUUUCAAAUGGACAAGUCACGUGCCUUGGAGAGUGUGCUGGAUCUUGACCGUUUCCUGCCUCACAUCAACGAUCAAUCCACAGUUAACUUCCCUACUACAGGUGUAUCCAUGGCUUACCCAUCAGAGGAGGCUGAACUGGAUGAGCUGAUUCAGAGAAUGACCGAUGCCUUCCCGCUUCAUGAGAGCCCCUCUCCUCCUCCUCUUCCAGAUGAAGCCGAUGUGCCUGUAGUAACAAUGGAAGAACUCCUUCAAGCAAGACCAAGGAGAUCAAGAGGAAGCAGACGAGGGAGUGGAGACAUUUUUUCAGCUGCUAAUCGUAUUGGAGAAGCAAUGUCAACUCUGGUUACUAGAGUUAGUGUUGGAGGAGCACAAGGUCAUCAUGCCCACUAGUGGAUGCUAAUAAAGAUCCCAGUCUCCUCGUCACAUUCCAACCUACAGACUCAGAAGACCACAUUGAUUUAAAGGGAUCCGGUAACUUUGUCUUAGAUCCUUUAAAAAAAUCCUUGAUUAAUCUCAUGCUGCAUAGAUAA
This is a messenger RNA of Strongylocentrotus purpuratus (purple sea urchin), 1711 nucleotides long. RefSeq lists its product as uncharacterized. The transcript is spliced from 5 exons. The record is from RefSeq and is a predicted model, not a curated record. NCBI's taxonomy places the organism in Eukaryota, Metazoa, Echinodermata, Echinoidea, Camarodonta, Strongylocentrotidae. The coding region runs from base 24 to 1571 and encodes 515 amino acids.